AUGACUGAUUAUAAGAUCCUUUUGGUGUUGUUUAUAAUGGUGAAUGAAGCAAUGGGAGGAUUAAACACAGACCUAACAGCAACAGAAUGUGGGAAUCUUAUCACUAUUCUGAGCAUUGAUGGAGGUGGCAUUAGAGGGAUUGUCCCUUCAGUUAUUCUUCAAUAUCUUGAGGCUGAACUUCAGAAAAGAGAUGGGAAUGGAAGGAUCUCAGAUUAUUUUGACGUGAUAGCUGGGAGCAGUACAGGUGGACUUAUAGCUUCAAUGCUGACAGCCCCUCAUCCUUUUCACAAAAAUCGCCCUCUCUUCACUGCUCCUCAAAUCCUUCACUUCUACAAACAAUUUGCCCCUCUUAUUUUCAAUCAAACCAGGCCAUGGAAUAUGUAUUUCACGCACGGUCCCAAGUAUGAUGGAAAGGGGUUACGUCACUUAAUCAGAUCAAAACUUAACCAAACACGACUUAACCAGACAUUGACAAACGUUGUAAUUCCAACCUAUGAUCUCAAGCUCUCACAUCCCACAAUAUUUUCAAGCUUCCAGUAUUCGGAUGUGUUGCUCUCAGAUAUAUGCAUAGGGACCUCAGCUACACCCACAUAUUUUCCAGCACAUCAUUUUAAGAACAAUGGUCGUGAGUUCAAUUUGAUCGAUGGCAUUUUCAUGGCCAAUCACCCGGCGCUGAUUGCAAUUAGUGAAGUGAAACAUGCACAGGAGAAGAAGGCAGAGUUGUUUGGGGCGAAGAAAAGUGAUAGAAAAUUCUUGGUGCUAUCUUUAGGAACUGGGAAAUCAGAAUCUUCCAAUAAAUAUGAUGCAGAAACUACAGAAAACUGGACUGGUUAUGAAGGGUUACGACCUGUAUUGCAAAUAUCUAUUUUCGAUUCUCCUACCUACAUGACUGAUUACUAUCUUGCCAGUACUUUACAAACCGUUAUAGACCAGGAGAAGUAUCUUCGAAUUCAGGAAUAUGAAUUAGAUGAGGGGAUGAGUUCAGUAGACAAUUGCACAAGAGAGAACUUGGAUAAUCUUGAAAGAGUUGGGAAGAAGCUGUUGGAAAAGCCAGUUUUAAGAGUGAAUGAGGAAACGUUUGAGCUUGAGAAAACAGGUCAAGCUACCAAUGUGGAAGCCCUACAAAGGUUGGCUGAAAUUCUAGAUGAAGAAAGGAAGCAUCGUUUGGCAAAGAAAUCACAGAAAAUGAUAGAGAGGUUCGCUUUCUAA
Neltuma alba is the source of this 1209-nucleotide messenger RNA. RefSeq names its product patatin-like protein 2. Gene Ontology annotation, biological process: lipid metabolic process. Gene Ontology annotation, molecular function: monoacylglycerol lipase activity; glycerophospholipase activity. The coding region runs from base 1 to 1209 and encodes 402 amino acids. NCBI's taxonomy places the organism in Eukaryota, Viridiplantae, Streptophyta, Magnoliopsida, Fabales, Fabaceae. The transcript is spliced from 7 exons. The record is from RefSeq and is a predicted model, not a curated record.